Molecule: messenger RNA, 3806 nt
Organism: Scomber japonicus (chub mackerel)
Lineage: Eukaryota; Metazoa; Chordata; Actinopteri; Scombriformes; Scombridae
Product: ubiquitin carboxyl-terminal hydrolase 15-like
Exons: 22
Coding region: 1-3342 (1113 amino acids)
Biological process (GO): protein deubiquitination
Molecular function (GO): cysteine-type deubiquitinase activity
Source: RefSeq, a predicted model, not a curated record
AUGGCGGAAGGAGGAGCGGCCGAUCUGGAUACCCAGAGAGGAGAGGUCGCGGCACUGCUGAAAACACAGCUAAGAAAGGGAGACACUUGGUACUUGGUGGACAGUCACUGGUUCAAACAGUGGAAGAAAUAUGUGGGAUUUGAUAGCUGGGACAAAUACCAGAUGGGAGACCAGAAUGUCUACCCAGGACCAGUUGAUAACUCUGGUCUUCUUAAAGAUGGGGAUGUGCUGGCCAUCAAGGAGCACCUCAUUGACGAGCUGGACUACAUCCUUGUCCCAACGGAGGGCUGGAAUAAGCUCGUCAGCUGGUAUGGGUUGUCGGAGGUUCAGGAGCCAAUUGCGCGCAAGGUGGUGGAACAGGGUAUGUUCGUGAAGCACUGCAAGGUGGAGGUGUACCUGACGGAGCUGAAGCUCUGUGAAGACAGCAACAUGGACAAUGUGAUCACCAGACGCUUUAGUAAAGCUGACACAAUAGACCUGAUAGAAAAGGAGAUGAGGAAGCUGUUCAGCAUCCCCGAUGAGAAGGAGACCAGGCUUUGGAACCGGUACAUGAGCAACACCUUUGAGCCUCUCAACAAACCUGACAGCACUAUCCAAGAUGCGGGCCUCUACCAAGGACAGCAACAGCAGGCGGAGUCUCAGUUUCUUUCUUCAUGCUGUCUCCUGCAGGUUCUCGUAAUAGAGCAGAAGAAUGAGGAUGGCACAUGGCCCCGAGGCUCCACAGCACCCAAGUCAUCUGGUGCUUCCAAUCUCUCUGCUUUGCCAAAGAUCUCGCCUUCAUCUCUCACAAACAAUCAUAACAGCAGCUUCAACAGCAGGAAUGUGAAGAAUUCGAGCUAUAGUCUGCCAUCCUACCAUCCUUACAGCAACAGCUAUGACUACUCAGACCAGAGCAGGCAGAGUGAGCGCUCAGGUCUCUGUGGACUCUCCAACCUGGGCAACACCUGCUUUAUGAACUCUGCUGUGCAGUGUUUAAGCAAUAUCUCUCCACUGACGGAGUACUUCCUCAAAGACAAGUACACAGACGAGCUGAAUGAGGACAACCCGCUGGGCAUGAAGGGGGAGAUUGCCAGAGCCUACGCGGAGCUCAUCAAGCAGCUGUGGUUGGGCAAAUAUAGCUACGUCACCCCAAGGCCUUUCAAGACCCAGGUGGGCCGCUUUGCCCCCCAGUUCUCGGGCUACCAGCAGCAGGACUCUCAUGAGCUGCUGGCCUUUCUCCUGGACGGCCUUCAUGAGGACUUGAACCGCAUCAGGAAGAAGCCCUACAUACAGCUCAAGGACGCUAAUGGCAGGCCUGAUAAGGUGGUGGCAGAGGAAGCGUGGGAGAGCCACAUCAAGAGGAAUGACUCCAUCAUUGUGGACAUCUUCCAUGGCCUUUUCAAGUCCACCUUGGUGUGUCCCGUGUGCUCCAAGGUCUCUGUGACUUUCGACCCUUUUUGCUACUUGACUCUACCACUACCCAUGAAGAAGGAGCGCACACUAGAGGUUUAUUUGGUCAGAUUGGACCCUAUGGCCAAACCCACACAGUACAAGCUGACUGUGCCGAAGGUGGGCUACAUCUCCGACCUGUGUACCUCCCUCUCCAGCCUGUCUGGUGUGCCUGCUGAGAAGAUGAUUGUAACUGACAUCUACAACCACCGCUUCCACCGGAUCUUCGCCACUAACGAGAACCUCAGCAGCAUCAUGGAGAGAGAUGAUAUCUACGUGUUUGAGGUAGCGGUGAACAGGGUGGAGGACACAGACCACGUAGUGAUCCCAGUGCACCUGAGGGAGAAGUACAAGCAGUCAGGCUACAACCACACCAGCACGCCGUUGUUCGGACAGCCUUUCCUCAUCGCCGUCCCCAGAACCCUCAGUGAGGACAAACUCUACAACAUGCUGCUCCUACGUCUCUGCCGGUUCGUGCGAUGUUCUGUGGAGGAGGAUGAGGAGGAUUGUGAAGAGACGCAGUCGUCCAAACAGCACACUGUCAACGGCAAUGCCACUAAUGGACUGCUGGAGGAGGGGUCGCCAAGUGAGAUGGAGACGGAUGAGCAGGAUGACGAGUCCAGUCAGGAUCAGGAGCUGCCGUCUGAGAACGACAACAGCCAGUCAGAGGACUCUGUGGGCGGGGACAAUGAACUGGAGAACGGCAUGGUCGGUCCACAGAACUCCACCAAAGUCCAGCAGACGGCCGGGCACAACAGAAAGAGACUUUUUACAUUCCAGUUCAAUAACAUGGGCAAAACGGACUUCACCCUCAUCAAGGAGGACACCAGGCAGAUCCGGUUUGAUGAGGGACACCUUCGACUCAGUGACCGCUCUUAUCUCUCUUUGGACUGGGAACCGGAGAUCAAGAAGAAGUACUUUGACGAGACAGUUGUCGAGGACUUUGAUAAGCACGAGAGCAUGGAGUACAAGCCUCAGAAGAAGGCAUUCUUCAAGCUGAACGACUGCAUCGAACUGUUCACCACGAAGGAGAAACUGGGAGCAGAGGACCCUUGGUACUGUCCGAACUGUAAGCAGCACCAACAGGCCACUAAGAAGCUGGACCUGUGGUCUCUGCCACCGGUGCUGGUGGUCCAUCUAAAACGAUUCUCCUACAGUCGCUACAUGAGGGAUAAACUGGACUCCCUGGUUGACUUCCCACUCAGCGAUCUGGACAUGUCCGAGUUCCUGAUUAACCCCAAUGCUGGGCCUUGCCGCUAUGACCUCAUCGCUGUUUCCAACCACUACGGCGGGAUGGGUGGAGGCCACUAUACUGCUUAUGCUAAAAACAAAGAUGACGGAAAGUGGUACAACUUUGAUGACAGCAGCGUGUCGCCUGCCAACGAAGAUCAAAUAGUGUCCAAAGCAGGGUACGUGCUGUUCUACCAGCGCCAGGACACCGUGAAAGGCACUGGCUACUUCGCUCUCGACCGUGAGGAAGAGGAGGACGAGGAGGAGGAGGAAGAGGAGGGAGAAGAGGAGGAGAACGAAAAUGAGGAGAGGCAGGAGAGGAAGGGAGCCUCGUCUGCUUUAGGAGCCUCAUCUGCCGCAGCCGCCACCGUGUCCGCCUCCGCAUCCGCCUCCGCAUCCGCUUCUGCCUCCGCUUCUGCCUCUGCUUCUGCCUCCGCGUCUGCCUCUGCCUCUGCCUCUGCCUCGGCCUCGGCCUCCGCCUCCUCUGCUUCCGCUGCCCUGAGCGAUGAGGAGGACUUGAACGAGAACCGGCGCAGGAAGAACGACAAUGAGCAGGAAGACGAAGAGGAGGAGGAGGAGGAGGGGGAGGAAGAAGAAGAAGAAGAAGAAGGAGAAGAAGAAGAAGAGGAGGAAGAGGAGGAGGAAGAGGUGCCCAAUCGAGACGUCACCAUGAAAACCAACUGAGGCAAAUGAAAUAAAUGGAGAGAGAGAGAUUGGGAUCUUUCCAUCCAAAGCCAUAUGGACACACAGCAUGGCAGCGGGCGCCACCAGUCCCACCCAGCCGCUCGGAUUCGACCUCUCGACAGGCGGAGCCGCUGUGGGGAUGAAGGCUGUUUGGUCAGAGUGCUGCCGGGGUACGCAACAACGCUAAAAAAAAAAAAUAAUCAGGGCCCUCUGUGGUUGGAUCACUGUGUGUGUGUGUGUGUGUGUGUGUGUGUGUGCGCUCGUGCUCGUGUGAGAGUGUGUUGCCACGUCCAUCCAUUUACUUUUUCUAAAGGAUUUAGCUCACCUGCUCUCUGAAAAGAGUCACUGAACGUCACCUGCGGACCGACUCCGAGGCUUCACGCUCCUCCGUGCGGCGCUAUGAGUCUCCUCCUUUGCUUUUUGUUUUCCUUUGUUGUUCUUUUAUAAAUAUAUAUAUAUAUACA